Messenger RNA from Drosophila eugracilis, 1751 nucleotides. Its product is annotated as arginine kinase. Gene Ontology annotation, molecular function: creatine kinase activity. The transcript has 3 exons. The coding region runs from base 215 to 1588 and encodes 457 amino acids. NCBI's taxonomy places the organism in Eukaryota, Metazoa, Arthropoda, Insecta, Diptera, Drosophilidae. Gene Ontology annotation, biological process: phosphocreatine biosynthetic process. The record is from RefSeq and is a predicted model, not a curated record.
CAGUAGAAGGCAGCCAGUUACGCUACUGUUCGGACGAAUUUCUCCUGUCGUCAAUUUUUGGGAACAAAAAUUCAAUUUUUCUUUUAUUUUGUAAGAACGCGCUAAAAAUCAGAUAAAUCGAUUAAUCAUUUUCGGUCCUGCCAUCGAGAGCAUUUACUUUGCGUUACGUUUAUAAAUUUAUGUUUGCUUGAAUCUCGCUCGGACAAAUUGCAAAAUGACUUCGAUCGAAUCGAAACGAGUGCAAUAUCGAAAGUAUUUGGAGCGUGCCGGGGUCAUCGAUGCCCUAAGCAAGGCACUGAUCAAACUGUACGAAGAGCAGAACAAACCAGAGGACGCCAUUCGCUUUGUGCGCAAGUUCAUGUGCGAGAGUUGCCCGGAUGAUGCCCAGUACGAUGUAAUGAAAAACGAUCUUGAGGAGGCCAAGACGCACAUCUCCAAAUUGGAGCAGGAACUUGAACGACUACGCGGUCAAAUCAAAAAGUCACCGGAGGAGUAUCAAGAGCUUACUGUUGAAGGCUACAAAUCCCUCAUUGAUGAUGAGGAGAAUGUCAACUCACUGCUUCGCAAAUACCUCACGCCUGAGUUGUUGGAAGAGUACAUGCUGGUCACUACUCCGGCACCAGUGGACGCAUAUCUAUACGAUUGCGCAGUUGCUGGAUUUCAGCAUCACGAUAAGCCGGUCGGCAUCUAUGCUGCGGAUGCAGACAGCUACGAUGUCUUUAACAAGCUCUUUGAUCCAAUCAUUAAGGACUAUCAUGGCCAAAUGGAUAACGAGAGUGAUGUGCUACAAAAGGAUCCAGACUUUGGCAACGUUGACGAGAUCGAAAACUUGGAUCCGGAGCGCAAGUACAUUCUGUCCGCUCGUAUUAGAUUGGCCCGCAAUAUCGAGGGUUUACCAUUCUUCCCUAAACUCACCGAGAAACAGUUUAUCGAAGUGGAGGAGAAGGUGCGUUCGGCAACGGAGACAAUGGAUGGCGAGUUGAUAGGCUCUUACCUUACGAUGGCGGACAUCGAUGCCGAAACCCAAGCAGAGAUGGUGAAGCGACAUAUACUAUUUCAACGAGGAGAUGAGCAGCUGACCACAGCUGGCUGCUAUCGUUUUUGGCCGACAGGUCGCGGUGUCUACCAUAAUCCCGCUGAGACUUUCUUAAUCUGGGUGAAUCGUCAGGACCACGUUCACAUUAUGUCUAUGGCGCAGUGUGGCGAUUUGGGGGAUGUUUACAAUCGCCUUGUGAACGGUCUAUCAGAGCUGGAGAAGACCCUGACCUUUGCUCGCCAUCCGCGUUACGGAAACUUAACGGCCUGCCCCACGAAUUUGGGCACCAGUCUGCGAGCCUCGGUCCACGUCCGUUUGCCGCUGCUCAGCAAGGACCCUGACCGUCUUCUCGCUCUCGCCGAAGAGCUUCAGCUGCAGGUACGCAGCACCGAUGGUGGCGAACUUUCCACUGUGGAAGAUGGUGUCAUGGACAUUUCCAAUAAGCGGAAGCUUGGAUUCACAGAGUUCGAGCUGGUCAAAACACUGCAGGAUGGCGUUGUGGCUUUAAUCAAUGCCGAGGAAGAACUCGAAAUAGCCGGACAGGAGGGUUAGAAACGAAACACCGAAAUACCGAAUUUUGACAGUCCAAAUAGCAAUUCAUUUCACCAUACAACAAUACUCAGAAACACAUACACAGACGAUAAGAGAAACAGGAGCAACGUAUCUUUGGUUAAAUAAAUUUGUCCCGUAGUCCCUGACAAUCACUCACCUUCCA